CGAAAUGCGUGGCUAUGGAGGCUUGAUCUCUGCAGCCCACACGAUGCUGCAAUGCAAUGCAAUGCAACACAAAAGCAAAGCAAAGGAAAGUAAAGAGAGAGCACGAAUUCAUCACCAGCAGCAGCAGCAGCACCGCCACCACCUCAGUUCAAGGUGCUUUGAGGUCGAUCUUUGGGUUGUUUUCCUUUGUGGGUCGUUAUAUUGUUUAUGGAUUAACAAGAGUUAGUCAUUUGUUUUCGAUUUCGACGAGUGAGGGGGUAAGCCCAGCAUUCAAUUCUAUAUGUCGUGAGUUGUUGGUAUCAUUGCCUCUGUUCGUUUGAAAGGUUUGGAUUGCUUUGGAAUGGGAUUUUGUGUACUCUUUGAAGUCGUUACGAGAAGCUGUAAUUUGUGCCAGUUGAUUCGGUGUUUUGGACAAAUGGAAGGAUGUCAGAAAACCAAGUCUGGUUAUUAGUUGCUGGUACUUUCAUGGAAGUUUGAAUACUCAUGGAGUUCUCAUGGAAUUGCGCUGCUGGAGUCCUGCAAGUGCGAAGCGUUGGGCUUCAUGCAACAGUUUGUCAUGGGAUAUGGCACCGUCUUGAGUGUCGAAUUAAGCAUCUAAAUAUUGGCCUUGGGGAGACUCACAGUUUGGCCUCCUAUUUACACAGGAAAACUAUGAUGCUAACUGCAGAUUAUAGGAAUUGUAGUUUUAGAUUCGUUUGGAACUCUGGAAUUUUGACGUCCAUAAGGAGAAUUGGGAAGGAAUCAUCAAAAUCACAACAGCAAUUUGGAAACAACCGUGGAUCCAGUGUUGUACACAAUAGGUUCAUCUAUCCAGGAUAUUUGAACCCAGGCUGGUCGCAAAGAAUCCCAUUUACCUUGACUCACGCACAGAAGAAUGAUAGUAGUAAUAGUUACGACUCUCAAAAUUCAUCUUCUUCACCUGAACGCCCCCAUUUCGACAGCGAGGAUGAUACAGAAUGUGUUGAACCGAGAGGAGGAAAACAUAUCUUCCAAGACAUAGGGAGGUAUACCGACGGAGAGGAGACUUGUAGAGAUCAGUGGCAGGAGAUGAGGAAUUAUGUUGAACCUCCUGGGUUCAGGAAUGCAGAUGCACUAAGAGGAUACAAGGUGUCAAGGAUUGGUUCGAAUGGGUCUGACCUCUUUCGUGAAGAUAGGAAUAGUGUGUGGCCUGAUGAGGAAAGGUACGAGGACGAUGACAACGACGACGAACAGGGUUCAUCGGAGGACAGUGAAAAUAGUGCAAGCUAUGAAUCAUGGGGUGAGGAGCUUGUGAGUAGCAUUGUGAGUGAGAGUGUGGGAUCUAUGUCUGGUUCUACAGCUGACUCUCUCGUUACUGGGGUAAAGAAACUUGUUUAUCAGGUGCUCGAAGUACAUCCUGAUGGAGAUGUGGUGCAAAGAGAAGUUAGUAGAAGGAAGCUGUUGAGGAGUAUAGCUGGACUACGUCUACGAGAUAUUCGUAGUGUUGAUCCUUCGUUAUGGGUCACCAAUUCAGCGCCUGCCAUACUGGUAAGGGACCAGGCCAUUCUCCUGAAUUUGAGUUCACUGAGGGCAAUAGCAACUUCUCGCAGUGUCCUCAUAUUUGAGCAUAAAAGUAUCGAAGCUGAAGCUUUUAUGGCAGCACUACUUCCGCGUCUUAGGAAUGCUAACAACGGCCAAGGUCCGAAUAUGCCUUUCGAGUUAGAGGUUGUAGAGGCCGCUCUUCUUUCAAGGACUCAAAGGCUCGAACAAAUGCUCAUGGAGGUCGACCCAAAGAUAAUGGCUCUAUUGAAAAAACUCCCAAUUCGGUAUACCGCUGAUGUAUUGGAAGAACUUCGACUUGGAAAGCAAGCCCUGGUGGAAUUAGCUGCAAAGGCUGGUGCAUUGCGUCAAAUGAUUUUGGAGAUGCUUGAGCAUCCAGAGGACAUCCGGAAAAUGGCCAUCAUAGGACGCACAUGCAAUAUAAGAAGGAUUGAUGGCUCCAUUCAAUGCACAAUACCUUCAGAGAAGCAGAAUGCAGAAGACGAGGAAGAGGAAAUUGAAAUGCUUCUCGAGUACUACCUCAUAAGGUGCGACUCAUGUCACGGUGAAGCCGAAAAACUGCUGGAUGCAGCCAAGGAAAUGGAAGAUUCCAUUAGUGUCAACUUAAGUUCAAGGCGUCUCGAGGUGAGCCGGUUGGAGUUGUUGCUUCAGGUUGCCACGCUCUGCUCUACCCUAGGGGCGCUCAUUGCAGGAAUAUUCGGAAUGAAUCUGAACUCGGAUUUAGAAGAUUAUGAGAUGGCAUUCUAUAUUACAGCAGCUGGAAUUGUUUUUGGAUGCAUCGCUUUAUUCUUUGUUAUGUUCACAUAUUUGAAGGAUCGAAAGAUAUUGUGACCAGAUUCAACGAAUGGUCUGAGUUUGAUUCUGCACGUUGUAUGAGCUCAUCACUUGUUUACUUGAAGCACCUUCUUCUGAGGUACAGACCUCCUAUGCCAGUGCAGUUGAGAGGGUGAGGAGAACUUGGGCUACUUCAUUGUAUGAUAACUUUACCAGAGCCCAUGUUGAAGGAUAAAAGUAUUGAGAGGAUUAUAGGAUCGGCUGUGAAACCACUAAAGUUAAGGCCAGGCUUGUAAGUGUAGUCCAACGAUAAGGAGAUCAAAAUGUCUUUUUCUCAAGUGCAAAAUACGUGAGCUACAGAUGUCUCAUGUAUAAUCAAAAUCCACCUCCAACUAGCGUUUAUGAGUUACCUCGUAAGUGUAUGGAUUGCGUUUAUGUUAUAUUUAAACGCAGGGAACUGCUAACUUGACGGUUGAAUAA
Physcomitrium patens is the source of this 2772-nucleotide messenger RNA. NCBI's taxonomy places the organism in Eukaryota, Viridiplantae, Streptophyta, Bryopsida, Funariales, Funariaceae. The record is from RefSeq and is a predicted model, not a curated record.